UACAGAGGUUAAAGGACUUGGCAUGUUCUCCGUGUUAAUGCCUGUGCUGACUCUAGUCUCCUCCCACACACCAAAAACAUGUAUGCUUUGCAGGGGCGUGUCCAGGGAGUGGCCUGGGGUAGCACAUGCCACCCUUAGAAUCUGAUUGGCCACUCCAGGUGCCACCACACUAAUUUACCUUUAAAUAGGCUUUUCAUUGUCCACAAAAGGCUUGGGGGUAAAACAAAAGAAGCAUAACCAUUGGUGCCACCCAUGCACAAAAUUGUGCCUCACCUGGGCCACCCCAUUUUAAAAGAUCUGGACACGCCACUGAUGCUUUGUAAAUUGUAAUCUGGGGGAAAAGGCUCUGGUGCAUCAGUUUCAGGAACUAGAGGUGAGCCACAUCAGAGGCCCUGUCCCAAUACUCGCACUUGGUCCUCAGUCAAGUGCACUUGGAGGAAGUGUGCAGUGAGGCUUUGAGUGUGUAGUACACACACGUGCAAAUAAACCGCGUCACCAACUGCACCACACGCCAGGAUGCUGGUCGCUGUUUGUGCCACUUUUGAAAAAAUCUUACUCCACAAAUAACACAAAUCUGGAGGAGUUCUGCUGUGUGGUGGAGUUGAUGAUGCUAACGGUUAGCUUCUAGUAGCAGAGACGCUUUCUACGAAUGUUAUCUGUGCUGAGGUUGGGAGGUGAGCAAGACUUAUUUGUAACAAUUAGAAUAGAAAAGAAAAGACUUCAUUAAUCGAGAAGGGGAAAUCCACUCUUUAGAGAAAAGGGGGAAUGAGUUGGGGUUGGAGGUCCUGGCUGGGCACAGGCAAGGAGGUCCUCAAGAAGAAAGUUUGGGAACCACUGCUCCGUCUGUGGCGUGUCCCUUUAAAAACAAACCAACGUGACGUGACGUGCGCUUCCGUUCAAAUACCCUUGUGCUUCUCCUCUCACGGUCUCCAUCCCAUCCAGCUCACCUCCUGCACCCCCCGGACCAGCCCCUCCCUCCUGCCCUGUCUCCUCCCCGGGCGUGUGAGCCGAGAUCACCGCUCCGCCGGCCGGAGCUCCUGGAGAAGAUCCGCAGAAAAACCGGAGACGAUGUGAGCGCGAACGGAGCCGAAAAGCGUGGCAGAUAUCAAGGGGCACCAGGCUUCGAUGCUCUGAGCUGAAGGUCUCAGCGAGAGCGUAAGGACGGACGAAACAUCAAGGCUGCCUGGCUCCAUGUCUGCUCCUGCCAGUCGGAGGUCUACAUCAGGCUCCUGCCGAUUCAACCCGCUGAAGGCGCUGCAGCCCAAACGCCGCUUGCAGCAAAUACUGGCGUCUUCGCCCACGCCGGCGCCCAAGCCGGCACCGAGGACGGUGUCGGGCACAGGGGCGCCUGCGGCCUCGGUGCCAGUGGCUGUUCCAGUGCCUGCCCCACCUGCGUUUGACUACUGCAGGUUCAUAGAGGUAGAUUAUGUCCCCAUGGAGACAGGCUACAUGGUCUCAAUGCGUCCGACUAAGAGCUACGCAUCGACCAAGUCUCCAACCAAAGGAUACGCCUCCACGAGGUCUCCGGAUCGCCACGUCCGCUCAGCCAACUCUCCCUCCACCCCUCGUUCCCGGCGGACGCCGGCUGCCCCCAGUAGCAGAGACCCUUACAACAACACCUCCGUCAGCAGCGGCAGCAACUCAGGAUCCUGUAAAGGAAGUGAAUGCAGCCCCACCAAAGGACGUCAGAAGAGCGCGUCGUGUACAGACAACCAUGGAAUUCGCCCACCGCCACCAGAGCAGUACCUCACACCCCUCCAGCAGAAGGAGGUGUGCAUCCGACACCUGCGAGCCAAACUCAAAGAGACCAUCAACACACUGCAAGACAGGGACACAGAGAUUGACGAGCUGCGAACUCAACUCUACCGCAUGCAGGAGGACUGGGUUGAGGAGGAGUGUCACCGUGUGGAGGCUCAGUUGGCCCUGAAGGAGGCCCGUCGGGAGAUCCAGCAGCUGAAACAGGCGGUGGACACUGUUCGCACCAGACUUAGUGAUGCCGGCGGGAUGAGCGGGGACGUGGGGGUCCAGAAGUACUUCCAGGACAUCAACACUCAGAAUCACAAGCUGGAAAAUCUUUUGCUCAACAUGGAGUUGGCCCAGGCUGGUUUAGCCAAGGAGGGGGAAGCCAUACCAGGCUGUAGGACUCGUGUUGGGGGGUCAGCACCAGCGUCUGUUUCAGGCGAAAGUCCUGGAGUGGUGCCCAAGCUCACAGUGGGUGGGAGGGGCUCCUGCUCUUGCGAUGGCUCUCCAGCCCGCUCUCUAACUCGGAGCUCCACCUACACUAAGCUGAGCGAGCAGGCGUUGGCGGACAGGAACGAAAACGGGACGGACUUCCCUUGCCUGUCAGGCGCCGGCACGCAGGACAGUGGCUUUGUCUGCUGCGGGGAGAACAGCGUUCCCAGCCGAGCCGACCUGCUGCUGGAGGCUGCUUACCUCUCUGAGGAAACCGCAUCGUUACUCAACUCCUACACACAGACCUUCGCCCACUCUUUACCACAGUCCCUUCCCCCCUCCCUGCCUCACACCUUCUCCCAUACCUUACCUCAUUCCUUUCCUCACAACACGUCCCACUCAGUGCCACAGGCGAUGCCACACUCCUCCACCUACGAGCAGCUCUGCACAGGUGAGCGGCUGGCACCUUUUCGCUGCAGCUUGAGCGGCGUGAGCUGCACGAGUCACCCCUGCCUGUCCUACCACCACCUGUACCUGCACCCCCUGAGGGAGGCAGGCAUUCAGACCGAGAGCUGCCCCAUCCCUGCAACGGCAGCAUAUCCCUCUGAUCUGGAUACUAUCGCAGAGCAACGCACUUUUCGUUCCCAGGCCUGCAGCCCCACCUCCACCUGGAUGUCUGAUGAAGGGGAGGAGGAUCUGGACUCCAUUACCACCACCACGUCAGUGACUACGGCAACGGUCUUGAGUACAGCCACGGAGCCAAUUCCAAAGUGUAAAAACCCCCUGCUUCCUCCUUUACCCCGCUCUGCCACUGUGGCGUUCUCCCCGGAGAGUCCUCUUUGCGUGGGAAGCGAUAAGGUAGAGGAAGAGGAAAAGCAGGAGAAGGAGAGAAAAGAAAAGGAAGAUAUUUCUGAUGAGGUGCGGGUGGAAACAGCUGCGAUCAGAAAAGAGGAAAAAGAAGAGCAGACAGAGCAAGAUUCAGUCGGAAGGAUGGAGGGGGAAGUCAUGGGUUCUGGGGAGGAGGAAACCCAAGGAAACCACGGUGAUUUAGAUGAAACGUCCACAAGAACACAGCCUGACCUCACGUUUAGAGCCUGCUGUGGAGAUGGCAGGCAGAAUGAAACAACACUUAGAAAUCAGAGAGAAGAGCAUGAGCAGCAAGCGGUUGGUAGACCAGCAAGGUCAAGCCAGGUAGAGACGGCGGAGCUGUGUCCAGGACCGUCUCCAGACAUGCAGGAGCCUCACACAUCCCAGCCACCAAGGAGAUCCACCCCCCGUGAGGAGAUGGCUGGCGUAACUGUGGUGAAAGUGAACGAUGAGGAUGACAAUGAAGAUAAAACCAACGAACAAGGCGCUUCAUCAGAAGACGGAGACUCAUCCAGCUCUGGGAGAAUUCAGAAAAGCUACUGGAGUCGCCACUUCCUGGUUGAUCUGUUAGCAGUGGCCAUCCCGGUGGUGCCAACCGUGGCGUGGCUCUGCCGGGGUCCAGUCCGGGAUGGACAGCCCAUGUAUCACAUCGGGUCGCUGCUAAGAGGCUGCUGCACUGUGGCGCUGCACUCGCUUCGCAGGGGAGGCGGUUUGAGGCAUUACCCCGCAGGCGGGGGAGACCUCGGGGGAUCCCAGAUAUAACAGCUCUGCACAGCUGGGAAAAGGCUCCGACUUUUGGGAAGCAUGGCUCAAGAACAUCCUGUCUUGCUGCUUUGGAGACUAAAAUGAGCCUUUAAGAGGAAGAGCUUUAGCUUCAUCGUCAUUCACAAAAGGGUCCUCGCGCCCGCUACCUAAAUAUUCGUCCACUGGCUCGUGGAAACUGAAAGAUCAAUGCUUGGAUGACUAACGCUGAUCGUUUCUUCCGUUUUUCAGUGCAGGGAAAAGGCUCAUUAAUCUGUCAGCCAUAAAUUAUGACGUUAAAAUGUUUGCCAGUGAAUGUGUACGUAGACACUAUGUGUGUACGUGUGGCUUUAGAGCACCCCGCUUUUGGCCAGCGGCAGUGGCCAACCCACUCUAAUCCAAAAUUCAGAUGCUUUUCACGGAUCACACUGAUCUCAGGUCUGUUCUAAGGGUAGAAAUGCAGCCAACCGUCAGAUCGGACGCGUUGUCUUCGGCUCUCAGAGCAGAAGGAAGAAAAACCCAACGGCUGUGUUCCAUUUGGAUCAGAGGUUGGACCUUGGAUCUGGGGAUGAAGUUGGAGUUGCAGGUUAGAAAACCAGAAGGCGUUGCUAACUGGUAUGCUAAGUAACCAAGCUAACUUUUGUUAGCAAAGAAUAUACAUAACAAUGCGUUUCUCAAACACAACAGCAACAUGUCUCCUAGGGUUACUCUGUCUGUGUGUGUGUGUGUGUGUGUGUGUGUGUGUGUGUGUGUGUGUGUGUGUGUGUGUGUGUGUGUGUGUGUGUGUGUGUGUGUGUGUGCGUGUGCGUGUGCGUGUGUGUGCAGCCAGUGACUGAACGUGCCGUUGAGGUUUGGUUGUGUUUCUACCCUGUUAGCGUUUCAGUUUGAAACUUUUGCUUUCAUCUUUUUUUCCUUUUCAUGCUCAACGUUUGGGUUUUGCAGCUAAAUGUCAGAUUUAUUUUUAUUUUUACCAAUAAUAAAAAUCGGUUUUAGUGUUGUUAGGAAAUCAAACACCCAUUUUGUCUUUGUCCACUUGCUACAAAUGUACUGUCAGCUAAGCUCAUAUUUAUUUAUUUUUAUCCAAAGUGUAAUUAUAUUUUAGAUUUUAUUUAUGAACAGAAAAAAUAUCUAUUUUUGUGCCUAUUUUCUUUCUAAUCUGUACAAUUUAUCUCUGAUUUACCAAAUGCUUCUGGGUAGUUAGCUCAUAGGAAGUAAAACGUUAGAAACUUGCACAUCAGAAUUAAGAAAUUAGUACUUUCUAUAAACGAUCACAUAGUUAAUUCAUCUGAAGUUUGCAUUUAGAUCAAUUUAACAUUAAAGCAACACAAUUAGCUAAAUAAAUCAUACCAAGAAGUCUGUUUGUAUAUUCUCACUAGCUCAGUUUGACACCUUAACGUAGAUCUGAAUGAGGUGAGUUGUGCUCAGUCUGUGCUGUAUAUUGCUGCUAAGCCUAUGCUCUUGUGCUGUAGCUAGUCUUUAACUGUUACUCUGGUCAACGUGUAUUUAAAGUCCACCGUACGAGAUUUACUCUGUCACAAAACAGCCGUGUUUGUGUCUUUACCACGUCAUUCUGCAGGAUAUUUCUUGGACUUCAGUGCAAUUUUAAAGGACAUUGCACAUGGAUGUUUUGGGUUGCAGUUCCAGUUAAACUGUAAUAUUUUUGGAUACCUGUAUGUGUGGACUCGGAUCAAAGCGUCUUUCAUUCUGUUUGCUAAACUUGUGCAUCAAACAGGGAAUCGGAGGGAUUUCUCAGCUACAGCACUGAAACUGAACCAAUAAAACAACAGAUUUUAAAACUUUAAAAACAUGAAAAUUCACUGAAACCAGACUCAAAAUCACUAAAUGCCACAAAUUUGCUCAAAUCAAUUAUCAGAAGCACCAAAAAGCCUGCAGAAAUACAUAAAUCAGAAAAAACAUUGACCAUAGAAAUAAGAAAUUCUAGCAGCCCCCCCACCCCCCCACACACACACACUCUAAGUUUUCGUCCCUGUCCACACCUGGACGUGGCUUUCAGCAUAUUCCUGAAAAUGGUGCACCAGGCUUUGACCCCCAGAGUUUACCUUAUAAGGCAACAAUUCCAACGAUAACACGUGCUCCAUACCUUUAAAAAUGACAGACCUAACACUCGUUGAAGGAAUCCACAUCAUAUUUCAUGCCAAAGUUGUAAAAUAAGGCCAGGGAAGUGAUGGAGUCAGAUAUUGAAAACAAAAUGUUUCAACAUCCCAUAAUACCCCAAGAGAAUGUGCUGUGGCUGACUCAGCUAGUUAGAUGACAAAUCUGAGCACAAUAUCGGCAAAAGUUAUCACGGUGUUUGUGUUUGCUAGGGUCGCGAAGCUUGGGCGGCCAUCUUGGAUGAGGUCAACUUUUGUUAAAGAGCAAGUCACCCUCAGAUCAACUUUUUUUGCUCUUAAACUAUAUGAAUGAGUGUCUAAUCAGGCUGUAGUUUAUAGUUUUGCACUUUAGUGCAUCUUAGUUAGAAUUUAAAUAUUCUGCCUAAAACUGUCAGUGUUGUGCCGUCGUCAGGUAAAAACUCUACACUGCAUUUAAUUUAAAUCUGCCAUCGCUAUUGGCUAAGAGGUACACUAUGACGUUAGAGGGUACAUUAUGAUGUCACAACGUUGUGAGCCUGUGUGUGUGUUUGUUAGCGGCUCCGCCCUCUCGGUCUGCUAGGCAACAGCAUUUGUUGCAUUUUUCAAACAGGAAGUGGGAGUGAAGUAAUACUCUGGUAGGGGGUGACUUGCUCUUUAAGUUCAAACCUUAAAAUUAAAAGCCUUUUUUUAAUCGAUGGGGAGAGACUGAGGCCCUGUCCACACGUAGCCGGGGAUCUGCCAAAACGUAGAUAUUUUUCUACGUUUUGGCCUGUCAUCCACACGAAAACGGAGUUUUUUCACACAAAAACGGAUCUUUUUAAAAACUCCGGCCAAAGUGAAGAUCUGCGUUUUCUCCGUUUUGGGUGUCUGCGUGUGGACGGACAAAACCGGAGUUUUAAGGUCCGCAACGUCACUUUCCGCGACAAAAAAUGCUGACAUCACGUGUGCGACCUGUGUUUACACUAGCCGACAGCAUGGAUGCCCUCAGAGCUGCGCUCGCUUUAUCAAUUGUCCAAGCACUUUUUGCUUGUUUGUUUUUGCAAGUGGAAUUACUGCUCCUUGCGGAAGACCACAGACGAAGGACGAGGUUAAGAACGGGGGAAGUACUGCCGCCUACAGGUCUGGCAUGUCCUUAACAACGUAUUUAUCCGGGUACGUGUGGACAGAGGUUUCUUUUAAAACGGGGUGGUGUGGAUGCAAGUUUUUGGAGGGGCGGAUAUUCGCUUUUUAAAAAACCCGGCUACGUGUGGACUAGGCCUGAAUUGUUGUCGUGACGAUCAGGGUGAAUCCUUUUUGAUAUCGGGGUUCGUAAAAGGAUCGGACAAAUGCCUUAGUCUACAACCUUGUUUCUUUGCUUUGAUUUGACGCCCAUUUUCUGGGUGGGAUUGGGAGAAUGAAUGAAGAGAAGCCAUAAACCGUUUCCGUCUGUAGAGGAUAAGAGCUGGGAUGCCAGAGGCAGCCUCCUAAUCUGCCUUGUCUGCUGGUGGUGGCUACAGUGUAGCUCAUCAUCACCCGUGAGUGAACGGGUGGACGACUGAGUGUUGUGAAGCGCCUUGGGGGGUUGUAGAACCCUAAGAAGGCGCUAUACAAAUGCAGACCAUUUACAAUAACCAGAUGUAUACUUUAUAUGUGCGUUGUCUAAAGUAAUUUUUCUCACACCUAAUCAUCCCAGCUAGCCAGUUUAAGCCAGUUAUUAUAAUCCAGCUGAUCCGGUCUGCAGCAGGUGAACUGGUCACAGGGUCAUGCUUUCACAUGUUUAGCCUAAGUGACGAAAAUCCUGUAUUUGAUGGAGUUCUAUAAUCCCCCAAGGCGCUGUACAACACACCUGAAGUAAUACAGUCACAUAGAUGCAAGCAAACAACAAUUAAACACAUGAAUAAAGGGAAUUAGACUUGUUUACUGAGGAAAGUACACGCUAGCAAAUGACGGCCGUUUGCCUGUUGUGUGAUAGAAUAUUUAUUUUCUUUAAAGAAAACUGCUCUUAUAAUUAUUUUUCUUCUCUUAUUUACACGGUGCAAUAUGCACAUCUUCCACUAGGGGCAGUAGACAUGUAAAGGGCAUGGCAGGUUUCUGAUGAAGGCACUAAUGCUGAUGCUCCACCUGAACACUUUGUCUUUCUAUCGCGUCUAGAAACAUUUCAAAUGUGAAAAAAAUAACGUGUCCAUCCAUUUCUGUAAAUGUUUGGUUCCAGGAAUUGUGCACCUCAAACUGUUACAAAAAUUCCCCUUUUGUGAUGUCACAAACAUGAAAUGUAAAACAGAACCACCUCUCACCUGCAAGAGAGAGCUGCUGCCCCGAGCCCCUCCCCAAAACUCCUCAGCUAAUGGCAGCCUGAGCGGGGACGGGUUGGGGUGGCCAGCUCCAGAUAGCUUUCCUUAAAGUGACAGAGCCCUGAAACAGCUCAUUCUGGAAGGUACUGAAACUAUCGAGAAGAACGCAGCCAAGGUCGUUUGAUGCGAGGGGGUUUUAGGGUAAAGGACUUCACAAACAUGUUUGGUAUCGACCAUAAAACUAAUAUUAUGUAAGAAAACAGGUCACAAUAUAUCUUUAAUUUAAAAAGAAAAAUACAGAGUAGCUUAUUGGACAGUUUGUGUGAAAGUCAUGGUCAGUUUAAUGCAGAUUUUCAGGCUUUCAGUCUGAUAAACACCCGAUGCUUUCACAUUUAUAACAGAAACACCAUUUACAUAAUUAGUGUCAAUGCAUUUCAGACACACUACAGCAAUAAUUACCUUUGUUUGGAAGUCUAGUUUGUCGAUUUUGAUCAGAAUGUUAAUGUUGGUCUCACUGUCGUGCAUUUUUACACUCAAACAGGCCCUAAACGUGUAUUUCUGUUGUUGGUGGCAGAAUGAUGAGUCACAUUUGUCACCGUGAACAUUUUCAAAGAACACACCGAACUUUAUAAUGAAAUCCGUUAUUUUACACUGGAAAUGAAAUCAGUUGUUUACGUAUUGAGUGGCGAUUUAUUUAUUUUAAUGAUCUGAGGAUGACUCCUGGAGGGUUCAUAACCAGGUUCAAUCAUGUGUGUCAUAAUUUAAUGCUGCUUUUACCCUCCCUGGGUAGCACCGAGGUCUAGUUCUUCAUCAAACUGACAUCUUUAAUAUAUUUGAACAUGAUGUGAAAUAACCAUUUGCAAUAGCAGUGUACAGUAAAGGAAAUAAGACUAUAUCUCCCACCACAUACAGAAGGAAGCGCAUCUCUAUUAAAACAGCAUGGAGGAAUUCA
Messenger RNA from Nothobranchius furzeri (turquoise killifish), 9092 nucleotides. Lineage: Eukaryota; Metazoa; Chordata; Actinopteri; Cyprinodontiformes; Nothobranchiidae. The record is from RefSeq and is a predicted model, not a curated record.